Molecule: messenger RNA, 6899 nt
Organism: Mercenaria mercenaria
Lineage: Eukaryota; Metazoa; Mollusca; Bivalvia; Venerida; Veneridae
Product: sushi, von Willebrand factor type A, EGF and pentraxin domain-containing protein 1-like
Exons: 37
Coding region: 52-6663 (2203 amino acids)
Source: RefSeq, a predicted model, not a curated record
UGGGAGAGAUAACUGUGUGAAAUAAAAAGAAAAAAAAAGUAUUUAUUAUGAAUGUUUCCUUCUCUUACAGUGACUUGUCCUUCUCUGACUGCACCAGACAGUGGAACUGUGUCAUAUUCUACAAACGGUGCAACAACUACCGCCAGUUACACUUGUAGCUCCGAGUAUUCUCUCGCUGGGCCAGAAUCUAGGGUCUGUCAAAGUAACAACUCUUGGGCAGAUGAAGACCCUACUUGCACGUGUAUUGUCCCGACUGUCCCAGCGAAUGGAAGUUUCACUGUUGCAGUUGACGGAACGUUAACGUAUUUUUGCGAUGUCGGAUUCGUACUCAAUGGUGAUCGUACACGUACCUGUCAGACAAAUUCAAACACUUGGUCCGGCGUGGAACCAGCCUGUGAUCCUUGUGAUGACAUAGUUGCUACCGCGGGUCUGAAUAUCACAGCUUCGGCCACUGGAACUACAACCAUUUCGUUAUUUAGUUGUGCGGCUGGUUAUACCCUGGACGGAACUUCAAAUUCAACGUGUUUGCUGUCAGGAUCAUGGGAUUCAAACGCACCAACUUGCUCGCUUUGUGAAGAUAUAAACAGUACCAACACAUUGCAAGUAGCAGUUACUACAGACGGUUACGUGAGCACCGCCACCUUUACAUGUGUGACAGGUUAUCAUGUUGUUGGUCCUAGUUCUGCUACAUGCGAUGAAGCUGGUGCUUGGAGCAGCAUACCGACAUGUGAAUGUGAUGAACAAACAGCAUCUUCAAAUGGUGAUAUAGAAGGAAAUGGAACAAGUUCGCAGUUUUCAUGCAAUGCAGGAUACAGUUUGAUUGGUUCCUCAGUAACUGAAUGUUUAAACGACGGAACAGGCUGGAGUGCUGAUCCACCUUCAUGUGAUGAAUGUGAUUCCCUCGUUAGUCCUGUUGGUGGUUAUUAUAAUUUGUCUACGGACGGUGUAGUUACUAUGGCAACGUAUUUCUGCAAUCCUGGGUACACAAUGUCAGGUCAACAAUAUUCAUAUUGUCAGAACGAUGGUACCUGGAAUGAGACAGCUCCAACAUGUAUUAAAUGUCCAGACCUGACAGAUCCGGCCAGUGGUACAGUUACUAUAAACACCGACGGUGUUACAAGCGUAGCUCAGUACGCAUGCGCAUCGGAGUACGAUAUUUCUGGUGAAACAGCAAGCACCUGCUUGACAGACGGAACUUGGGAUAACGCUCCACCUACAUGUUCUUGUUCCCCCGCAAGUGUACCAGCUGAUGGUUCGGUAUUAUCUGACAAUGGAGAGUCGGUUUACUACCAAUGUAACUUAAACUACAGUAUGAAUGGUAGAAGUGUCCGAGAAUGUUCUGCUGAUGGAACUGGAUGGAGCGGAAGCGAUCCAAUAUGCGUUCCAUGCGAAAACCUUGUCUCUGUCCCUGGGGGAUCGUUUUCACCAACAACAGACGGUGUCAAUACAAAAGUGGAGUAUUCUUGUGAUGUCGGUUACACAAUCAAUGGAAAGAAGGAAAUCACGUGCAAUUCUGACGGCACGUGGGAUUCUAGCCAGUCUACAUGUACUCAAUGUGAUACUCUUACUGCACCGAGUGGUGGAAACUUCACGACGUAUAGUGAUGACAGCACCGUGACAAAAGCUAUCUUCACGUGUGAUGUUGGAUAUACGUUGGACGGAUAUAGUGAACUUACUUGCGAGGAGACUGGACAAUGGGAUAAUGAGAUUCCACAAUGUGUGGAAUGUAAAGCUAGAGGUGAUCCUACAAGCGGUAACCUUACACUGACUACAGACGGACAAACAACCACUGGAAUAUACAGUUGUGCUGACGGCUAUACGAUAGUUGGGCAACAGACAAUCUCAUGCCGAAUUGACGGAAAUUGGAACUAUCCAUCGUCUGAAUGCGAAUGUGAAACACCUAGCGCACCUGUAAAUGGAAACGUUAGUGCUGACGGGGAAACUGUGAUAUUCUAUUGUGAUACGGGGUUUACCAUGUCUGGUGGCAGCACGGGUAAUUGUAAUAAUGACGGCACUGGAUGGAGCAUACCCACUCCUCAAUGUGUUCAGUGUGAAAGUCUCGAUAGCUUUACGAGUGGAAACGUGACAUAUGUUAGUGAUGGUUCAGCGACUGUGGUUGAGUAUUCGUGUCCAGAGGGUUUUACCCUGCAAGGGACUCCACUUGUCAGCUGCAAUGCAAGCGGCAAUUGGGAGACAGAAAUUCCAGAAUGUGUUUCUUGCCCAACGUUACCGUCAGUGUCUGUUGUCACGGGAUCUGUCUCGCUUGCAACAAAUGGUACAGCAACAACAGCAGAAUAUAGCUGCCCACAAGGAUACGAAGUCAAGGGUCUACAAACCCUGACUUGUAACUCGGACGGGACAUGGAGUGACGACCCAUCUGACUGUGUUUGUGAAACGCCUACUAUCCCAGAGGGUGGAAACUAUACUAUAUCGGAGGACGGACUCAGUGUAAGUUUCUCGUGCGGGGAAGGAUAUACGAUGGAAGGUGAACAGACAAUCUCUUGUGGCACGGACGGCUCUGGCUGGGCGCUGGUGUAUCCGAAUUGCACAAAAUGUGAAGAACUUGUAACACCAUCGAAUGGAAACAUCACGCUUGUCACGAGUGGAACUGAGACCACUGCACUGUACAGCUGCGGAGUCGGAUACACACUAGAGGGCUCGGCAGGACCAACUUGUCAGUCUGAUGGUACAUGGACAACUACUGAACAAACUUGUGUAUCUUGUCCAGACUUGCCCAGCAUAGCAGUAACCAAUGGAUCAGUAUCUCUGGAGUCAAAUGGUACAACAACUGUUGCUGUUUACAGCUGUCCGAAUGGGUACGAGGUCAGCGGUCCGGAGACUCUGACCUGUAACUCCAGUGGAGUGUGGGACUCAACCCCAUCAACAUGUGUUUGCAAGACCCCAGAUAUUCCAACUGGAGGAAAUUAUGCCUUAUCUGAAGAUGGUCUCAGUGUAACAUUUACGUGUGGUGAAGGAUAUACAAUGAACGGUGUUCAGGAGAUCUCGUGUAUUACAGAUGGCUCUGGGUGGACUCUCACAUUCCCUAACUGCACCCAGUGUGACAGUUUAACGCCUCCCGCUGGAGGCAAUGUAUCGCUAGUCACAAACGGUACCCAGACAGUCGCAGUAUACAGUUGUGAUGUAGGUUCGAGUCUUGAUGGUGAACCAACUCCCGAAUGUCAAGAAGACGGAACUUGGAAAUCUACCGAACAGACUUGUGUCACGUGCCCGAGCCUUCCGGAUGUAUCAAUUACCACGGGAACUGUUACCUUGGAAUCUGAUGGUACAACUACAACAGCGAUAUAUAAUUGCCCCGAGGGGUAUGAAGUUAGCGGCUUGCAGAAUAUAUCUUGUAACACUGAUGGCACGUGGAGCUCGAGUCCGUCAGACUGUGUAUGUGUAACCCCGACUUUUACCGAAGGCGGCAACUUUACCCUUUCCGAUGAUAGACUGACUGUGACAUUUACAUGCGAGGCUGGCUACACUAUGGUUGGAGAACAAACCAUUACUUGUGGCACGGACGGGUCAGGCUGGGAUAUCGUUCAGCCAAACUGUACUAAAUGUGAAGACCUAACAACACCAUCAGGCGGUGAAGUUGCUCUGAUUACCAGCGGCACUCAGACAACAGCAGCGUAUACAUGCAGCGUCGGCUAUACUCUUGACGGACAACCGACACCGGAGUGUGGGACAGAUGGCACCUGGUCAGCAGAAGGACCUGUUUGUGUGAGCUGCCCAGAAGCUGCAAACAUUACAAGCGGCAUAUUGAAUGUUACAACGGACGGACAGACAACUACAGCUGUAUAUACAUGUGAUUCUGGAUAUGAAAUGGAUGGAAACGCGGUCCUGUCAUGCCUUACCAACGGAACCUUUGAUAAUGAACCACCAAUAUGCUUCUGUGAGGCUCCGCCUUCACCCUUGUUUGGAAACGUUUUGUCGAAUAAAACAACCGCGGUAUACAGCUGCGAUCAAGGAUAUAUAUUGAAGGGGACGUCCACAAGAACAUGUCAAGAAGACGGUCGUGGAUGGACAGAUACUGCUCCUUCGUGUAUAACAUGUGCUACACUCGUUAGUCCGGCAGACGGGUCAUAUAGCUUGACUACAAAUGGAACUGUUACUAUCGCAACCUUCGGCUGUGAUGUUGAAUAUUCGAUGAAUGGGACACAGAUACUGGUCUGCCUUGACGAUGGAUCCUGGUCCGAGCAGGCUCCAAAUUGUGUCAAGUGUCCAACUUUAACUCAGCCCAAUAGUGGCUCACUUGUUAUGUCCAGUGAUAAUGUAACAACGUCGGCGAAAUAUACCUGCUCGUCGAGUUACUAUAUUGUUGGCGAGGAUAACUUACUGUGUUCCUCAGAAGGCGAGUGGAGUGCAAGUGAACCAUUUUGUGCAUGCAACAACGUCACGGCUCCGGAUAACGGUAACGUGGAAAUAUCGGUAGAAAAUGGUACAGCCAUAUACACGUGCGGACUGGGGUAUUCUAUUGAUGGUGUUGUUACACGUACAUGUGCAAACGAUGGUUCAGGAUGGAGCCAUACACAACCUUCUUGUGUUGGCUGCCCCAACGUAACAUUUACAGCUGAUGGUAACUCUGAAAUUGUGUCGGACGGGACAGUGACUUCGGUUAAUUUCCAGUGUGAAAAGGGAGCUACAAUUGAUGGACCGGUCUCCCUCACAUGUCAGAGCGACGGUACCUGGACAUCUGUGCAACCAACAUGCGUGUCAUGUCCUGGAUUAGACUCGCCAUCUAGCGGAAAUAUCACUGUAGACACCGACGGUCAGAUAUCAACAGUUACAUAUACAUGUGCAGAGAGUUAUAAAGUUGUUGGAGAAGCUACACAACAAUGUCAAACUGACGGCACUUGGUCAGGAUCGAACACUACAUGUGUUUGUGUGGCCCCGACACCUCCAGCAAACGGAACAAUAACGUUAGAGAACAACAACCAUGUAGCAGUAUAUACAUGUGACAUUUACUUCAGUCUGAUGGGAGACAGUGAACGAACAUGUCAGAGUGAUGGUUCGGGAUGGACAGGAUCAAGUCCUACAUGUGUACAAUGUGCACCACUUAUAUCACCUUCCAAUGGUAGUUUAUUUACGGAUACAAAUUCAACACAUACAAUUUCUACAUUCGUUUGUUCGCUUGGAACUUCUAUGCAAGGGGAGGCAACCAGCGUUUGUUUGAACGACGCCACGUGGUCUUCGGCAGAACCAGUAUGUGUGACCUGUCCCAGUUUAUCAGACCCCACUAGUGGCAAUGUGACCCUUUUUACGGACGGUUUGACAACAACGGCUGAGUACGCAUGCGCAAGCGGAUAUGAAGUCAGUGGUCAGUCAAUUUCAACAUGCCUGGCGGAUGGAAGCUGGUCAUACACUACCCCAGAAUGUUUAUGUGAAGAUCCAUCUUCUUUUGCCAAUGGAACCGUGUCUUCUGAUGGAAGAGAUGCAAAUUUCCAGUGUAACGUUGGUUACAGUUUACUUGGCACCUCUGAAAUUACUUGCAAUAAUAAUGGUACAGGCUGGAGUGAACAGUUUCCUGAAUGCAUUAAAUGCAACGAUGUGAAUGCUCCGAGCGGUGGAAAUGUCGUCUUUACUUCUACUGGUAUCGCCACAGUAGCCGGGUUUUUGUGUGACGUAGGCGCGACACUAAACGGCAGCACGAGCUUAACGUGUCAGGUGGACGGUAGUUGGAAUGGUACAACGCCAUCUUGUGUUUCCUGUGAAGUAUUGGCUUCUCCUGCUAAUGGCGAGUAUGUGAUGUCUACGGACGGAACGACCACGACUAUACAGUUACAGUGUAAUGACGGCUAUGAAGCUGCGGGGACAACGAAUAUAGAGUGUGGUACAGACGGACAAUGGAUAUAUAGCAAACAGAGCACAUGCGAUAAAAAGGAAGAAGUAGCCAAUUCCUUGUUGGGCGCUUUGAUUGGAGUGAGCAUAGCAUCCCUCCUCAUCAUCACCGUUUUGUCGAUUUUGUUGGCAAGAUUUGUCUACCUUUAUCUGCAAAGAAAGAGUGGCGGAGACAAAUACACGACUAAUGUUACACUUUUCGAUUCUGCCGGGAAGUUUAAAUAUUCUGAUGAUGAGUUUCCUUUCAACCCGGUAAAACUGACACGGUCCGCUGCACCUGUCAAUCAUGAACGUCCUGUCUUUGAUAUCAGCGGUCCAUUUUCUACAAGCCCCGCCCCACAAGGAUUUGAAAACCACGUGACUGGACAUGAGGCGGUUCCAGAAAGUCCUCUGCCAAUAGAAACCCACCGUUCUGGAAAUAGUAUAAUUAGCUUCAGACGAAGCACUACAACAUUAACCGAUAAGAGUUUGUCAAGCGUGACUGCAAUAACCAUUGAGUCAGCAAAAGAAACGCCAGCUAUAACAGCACCUCUGGCAAAGAACAUAAAUGGUCUUCCUCCAAUCAAAAAUGGAACUACACCUUUGCAGGAGCCAGAAUUGAAGCCAAGAAGAUUAUCACCUAUUCCGAAACACAUGCAACGAAGAGGAAAACUCAGUCCGUCGUCCCCACAAAUAAAUAAAGUAAUUAAAGAAUCCAAAUCUGACGCGGAAGGAAGGCAGUCACCUUUUGAGGGACGAUCUCCGAUUGUAAUGAGUCAUCCGCUAAAUGUUACUGAUUUUGAAUCACAAUCACUUGACAGUGUUUCUAUGGUCGGAGAGUAAAAAUUGUAGUUAAACUGUUGCUUAAAAACUGUUGUAAAGUUAACGAAACACUCGUGUUAUAAAAAAGAAAGGAAAUCUUGUAACUUUUUAAUGCUGAAAUGAACGUCCUGCAAUCAGCAGGAAGUACUUACUAAGCAAAUAUAUGUGUAUUAAAUUGUUAAUAACUCUUUCAUGACCUUUUCCAUUUACAAAACAGUUUUCAAACAAAAUAAAUUCAUAAGAAAACCAUAAGUAAG